UGGAUCCGCCGCGCCGCUCGCAGCGGGCGCGGGCCGCGCGGGCACACACCGGACGGGAAGGGACGGGACGCGAGGCUUGGCGGGGCGCGUCUUGCUCUUCUCGCUGUCUCUCUCCCACCCGCUGUCCGCGGCGCGGGGCGUGGCGGGGCGUAGCGCUGCAGGGCGCGGCGGGGCGAGGCGGGGCACGGUGUGGCGCGGGGCCCAAGCGGUCUCCGCUAUACGCAAGGCAUGGCAGCGGAGCCGCCAGCCGCCAGUGAGCUGCCGGCGGCGCUCCCGCUCGCAUCUACUACACGGGGCCCCCGCGCGCACGCCGCGCCGCGCCACGCCAUCGCGUGCCCACCCCGCCCCGCCGCGCCCCGCCCCGCCGUGCCCCCGAGCGACCCGACCGGUCGCGUGGCGCCUCCCGUGCGUGGGAGUGAGAGAGAAAGCACUAGGAAGAGCAGUGUGUGUGUGCGUGUGUGACAGUGUGCGCGAGUGAGUGCCAAUGUGAUGUGCUGCCGGCCGCUAUGGGAUGAUCAAGCGGCCGCCAGGCCCUCGUAGUCGAGGAGGCCCCCCCGGGCGCCGCCCGCCGCGAGCACGCCGUCGUGCCAAUGCGCCAUGCCCACCGCCACCGUCAACAUGAAGAUGCUGUCCAUCUCCAUCCCGAGGCCGAGCAAGCAGGCCGGCGACGACGUGUCCUGGUCGUCCACCUCGCCGUCGGAGAGCCCCCUGUCCAACGCGACCUCGCCAUCGUCGGCGCCGGCCGGGCCGCACUCGCCCUGGUCCUUCGUCCGGGACGGCAGCUACCGGUCCUGCAUCGUCGCCGGCUCCUCCAGGUCCAGCACGAGCUGGGCGGCGCGACGGCGCCAGAGCGCCCAGGAGACGAGCACCAG
Frankliniella occidentalis (western flower thrips) is the source of this 872-nucleotide messenger RNA. RefSeq lists its product as uncharacterized. Lineage: Eukaryota; Metazoa; Arthropoda; Insecta; Thysanoptera; Thripidae. The record is from RefSeq and is a predicted model, not a curated record.